AUGCUGAAGAGAACCUUGGCCAACUUUGGCAAGAAGCUGAUCCGUCAGCGGACCGUGGACCUGGGCUCGCAGGAAACGCAGCUGGCCCGCUGCCUCUCCACCGUAGACCUGAUUGCUCUCGGCGUAGGCAGCACCCUUGGGGCCGGGGUCUACGUCCUGUCUGGCGAGGUGGCCAAGGACCAGGCUGGCCCCUCUAUUGUGCUCUGUUUCUUCAUUGCGGCCAUCUCGUCUGUUUUGGCUGGCCUGUGCUACGCAGAGUUUGGCGCCCGGGUGCCCAAGGCUGGUUCUGCCUACCUCUACAGCUAUGUCACCGUGGGGGAAAUUUGGGCUUUCACCACGGGGUGGAACCUCAUCCUCUCCUACAUGAUAGGGACAGCGAGUGUGGCUCGGGCCUGGAGUUCCACCUUUGACCACAUCAUUGGGGGCCACAUCUCCACGUUCUUCCGGAACCACACAGCUUUGCACCUGGACAACGUGCUGGCCGAGUAUCCCGACUUCUUCGCCCUCUUCUUGGUGCUGGUGCUCACAGGCCUUCUCUCGUUCGGAGUGAGCGAAUCUGCCCUGGUGAAUAAAAUCUUCACGGCCAUCAACCUGCUGGUGCUCAGCUUUGUCAUUGUCGCGGGUUUUGUGAAAGGAGAUGUCAAGAACUGGAACUUGUCCAAGGAGGAUUGGCAGAACCGCUCACAAAACCUCUUGGAGUCUAGACACAAGGACAGCUUCGGCGAAGGAGGGUUUGUCCCCUUUGGCUUCGAAGGAAUCCUCUCGGGGGCUGCCACCUGUUUCUACGCCUUUGUUGGAUUCGACUGCAUCGCCACCACAGGUGAGGAAGCUCGGAACCCCCAACGGUCCAUCCCCGUCAGCAUCAUCGUCUCGCUCCUCAUCUGCUUCGUGGCCUAUUUUGGCGUUUCGGCCUCCCUGACCUUGAUGGUCCCCUACUUCCUGGUGGACAAGGAGAGCCCGCUGCCUGAUGCCUUCAAGGCCGUGGGCUGGGAGCCCGCCCGCUACGUGGUGGCCAUCGGCUCCCUCUGUGCCCUCUCUACAAGCCUGCUUGGCUCCAUGUUCCCCAUGCCGCGAGUGAUCUACGCCAUGGCUGAAGAUGGCCUGCUCUUCCGGUUCCUCUCCCGGGUUCACAGCCGGGCCAAGACCCCCUUGGUGGCCACUGUCGUCUCGGGCAUCAUUGCAGCCCUGAUGGCGUUCCUCUUUGAGCUGAAGGACCUGGUUAACCUGAUGUCUAUUGGCACGCUCCUGGCGUACUCUCUGGUGGCCAUCUGUGUGCUCAUCCUCAGGUACCAACCUGAGCUACUGAGGGCCUCCAAGGACCUGGAAAUGCUCGAGAUCAACGGAAGUGAAGAAGAAAAGCUGACCAUGAAUUCCACGGGGGGUGAUGGGCCGAAGGCAUCCCAGGAGAAGUUCAGCUGCAAGAGUCUUUUCUUCCCCUCCGAGGCCAUCCCGACCCACGUCUCGGGGCGCCUCGUCUACAUCAGCACCACGGUCGUUGCUGUCACGAUCACUGCCCUGUGUGGCAUCCUGGCCCAUGAGUGGGAAGCCCUCCAGAAGGGCAGCGUUGGCUGGGUCAUUGCCUGUGUCAUUCUCCUGGGCAUUUUGUUCGCUGGCACUGCCAUCAUCUGGAGGCAGCCCGAAAGCAAGACCCGGCUUGCUUUCAAAGUGCCCGGCCUGCCGUUGCUCCCCCUCUUCAGCAUCCUGGUGAACAUCUAUCUCAUGAUGCAGCUCGAUGCAGGAACCUGGGCCCGCUUUGCUGUCUGGAUGGCCAUCGGCUUUGCCAUCUAUUUUGGUUAUGGGCUCCAGCACAGCGAAGAAGGGCAGGGGGCCCCGCAGUCCCGGUCAGCCGCCGACAAAGGCCUGCCUUCGGCCACCUCUGAGCUGAGCCAAGAGACGGCCGCCUGAGAGAAGCGGAUGCUUCUGUCCUCCUUCCGCUGCCAUGGAACCCCCCCCCCCCGAGUUCUUGUCUGCCUCCUGCCCCACCCUUCAAGAAGGAAGCCGUGGCACGUGGGACCUUCACGGGUGCGUUGCACUCAACCUGUGGUGGCAGCAGCGGCAGCUUCAUUUUGCAGAGGAGGUGGAGAAAGCGAGCUGGGAUAAAAUUUAGGGGCAGCCAUUUCUCCUAGGUGGCGGGGGGGGGGAGGGUGACCUUCUGCCGAGAAGCUGCCACCCAUGGUUUAUUUAUUUACCUGGUUUUGCUGCCUAGACCGCCUUCCUCAGACCUAGAUGUGCGUAAACGUGUCCCCAGAUGACCUCCAGAACUAUCAGUCUGGUGAUCUUAACUAUUGCUUGUAUGAUAUUUUUCCCCCAAAGAUGUUACAUGUUUUUUUUUUUAAUAUGAGUACAACUCCAUGCUCUUAGCUAUUUUUUUAAAAAAGUUGGACUCAUCUGACCCCCUGUCAGUUUAGUUUCUUUGUAGGCCUAUCUCAGAUGCCCUUGGCCGUGGGUCUCCAGCAGAAGCAACCGGGUGGCCUCCGGAAAUGGAGACAGCCUAGGAGUUGUAGCAGUGCAGUAUUAAUCCGGAGCAUAAUGGCUUAAAUAAUCAUGGUUGUUUGGAGUUCUGCCGUUCUCCUUGCCAAACAUUAUCAAAUGGAUUCCUGGGGUUUCUCCAAUAAAAACAAACGGAUUAGAGGAUACAAAACUGGCUCACCCAACAUGCCAUGUAGGGAUUCAGUAUCCUGUAUACCAGUGGUGGGAUUCAAAUGUUUUUACUACCAGUUCUUGGGCGUGGCUUGGUGGGCGUGGCAGUCUCCUUCCAGUCAGAGGUGAACUUUGCUGAUUCUCCGAACUACUCAAAAUUACCGCUCCUGCUUCUCCAGAACUGAUCAAAACCUGCUGAAUCCCACCUCUGCUGUACACAUUCAGUCCAUAAUAGUUUAUUCACGAGAGCAGGCUGUACUGUCGUGAAUGAAUCGGCCCAAUGGAUAGUGUUGAAGUGGGGUGAGAGGGCCAAGGGCUGAGUAAAGUCAUAGUAAAAUAAGUCAGUUUGUUAUCAUGUAGCUAAGUCUGGAGAGAAGCACCAUCACAACAUCAGCCUUAUGGCGGGGUGAUGAUGUAAGAGAAGCGGAGGGAGGCUGGGCACUGACCUCGUGGUCAGUAGCUGCCAACCGGAGAGCUCUUGGCCCCGGUGCCGCCACCUUCUGGACCAGAGGUCAGGGCUAAAGAUGGAGGCCGAGCAAGGGCCUAACAGCCCGGCUGUGUCUGGUUGCUUAGAACGAAGCCAGCAGCAGACCACAGCUGGCAAAACCUCAAAGCAAGGUGAGGUCACUGCCAGACUUCAUCUGUUGCAAAGAUGGCAAAGCCAAUAAACCCCCAUUGGCUCCAAAACAGGGUGGAGAUGUUUUCCUCCUCAUAAAUGAAGCCAAAUAUAUUGUCCAGCUAGUGAUUUCCUAUUUUGGCCCAACGUGAAACUGGCAAGGAAUUCGGUCCCUAACUUGGAAGGCACCAGAGUGGCAAAGACAGGAUUGGGGUGACUUGUUUUCUGGGGAAAAAGUGGCUUGCUUUUUGUCAUGAUACAGAUUAUUUACCAGAAAAAUAAUUCUGAGAAUUCCACAGAAAGCUGGAUAGUGACAUUGGUUGUAUGUACGUAGAUACACUCCACUUACAUCAGAAAGCCAGGCUUCCUAACAACUGCACCAGGGCCAGGUUCUAUAAUGCCAAAGCCACUUCAAACUUCACGCAGCUCCGUUCCAAGUCUUAUGAUUAAUUUCCCCAACAUUUCCAAAAGCAAAUUGUGAACGUGCAGAGCCAACACUGAGUUUGUUGUGUUUUGGAAAUUAGCUCUAUACGCACAACUUUUGACAUUUCCUCUUUCUGAAGGAGAUUUGGGACAAUCUCAGUUUAGGGCCUGUAACUCAGCAGCAGAAUCUUCAUGGUCCCAGGUCUUCAGAAAAGGCUGGGAGCACCAGGUCUGGAACCCACCCUGAGAUAAAUGGGCCAGUCUCAGCAAAGGCGGCUUCUCGUGUUCCUAACCUUACGUUAUUCCGCAGCCUUGGGCAGAGCAAGAGGGGAGAUUUCCACUUGUUUUAACAGAACUUUGUUGUCUUGUCUGAACAUCUACGGUACAUGUGCACAAAAGUUCUUCAACGUGAAUAUAAUACCCAGCGUCUUAAUGCAUUUGUUGGACCAAAUAAAGUGUUCUGUUAUUA
Molecule: messenger RNA, 4148 nt
Organism: Pseudonaja textilis
Lineage: Eukaryota; Metazoa; Chordata; Lepidosauria; Squamata; Elapidae
Source: RefSeq, a predicted model, not a curated record